AUGGCGUUCCUUCAUGGAGUUCUUCAGAGUGUAAAAGAUGAUGAUAACGUCACAACAUACAAUAAUUAUAUUACUCCUAAAAUUAAUGAUGUUAUCAACAAAUUAAAUGAUAGUGUAGGUAAAGGCCGUAAGGCCUUCCCGGAGGCCGUGACUGAGGUGGACGGGAAAAUCAAGAAAGUUACGACUCCGAUAAAUGAGAUCAAGGCAUCAAUUGCAAAACACAAGGAAUUGAUUCAACAAGAAAAGGAAUCUGAGAUCUCCGAUCAAAUUGCCAACUGGACUGGCCGUGCAGCCUGGUACAUUGAGAAAGCUCAGGAGGCCGAUGAGGCCUUAGAAAACGUAGAUUCUGCGCUAUCAGGUAAGUUGAAAUGUAAUGUAAAAUUGUUGUUGCAGGCUUUAAAUGGGUUCGUGGAAGACGCAGUGAACAAGGACUUGGACGUCAUUUAUGACACAGCGCAGACAAGAAUGGAUCAGAUGCUAAAGUACCUGAAUGAUAGGUUUGACGCAACAAUUAAAGGUGCUCUUAAUUUUUUGAGCAACGAUAUUGGGAGCUUACAUACCAGGCUCAAAAAGUUGCGUGACGACAAAUUUGAUAAAUUGGUAACAUCCGUCACCGCAGAUCUCUACAAUGCCUUCCAGACGGUGAACAAGGGUAUUGAGGAUCUUGUUCCAAAGUAUAAAGGGGAGGUUGUUGAUAAGUUAAAGACUAUUGUGCAGGGUUCGAAUCUGUUGAAAACGGAAUUAAAUAAGACUCAAGGAGCACUGAAUUCGACCAUCGGGCAAGUUGAGAGAGACUUAGAUAAGCUUAAGGACCUCAGACAGGUUGGGUUGCUAGCAACGGAUACACAAUUGCUCCAGUCUAUCCAAAAAGGAAAUGCGUUCGGCUCUCUUACAAUUUAUUUCCGUGAUCUUGACUCCCAAGUUAUGUCAAAAGUCCAGUCGGCGAUUACGGAGAUUGGGAAGGGACUGGAGAAGCUUGUCGGCUUCUGUGGCAACCAUUCAAUCAGCGAUGCAUUUAACGAAGGUAAGUCUGAAUUGAAAAAAGCCCUCAGUGCGCUUAAGAGUAUUUUGGAUGGUACGGGCUCUAUUUCGGGUCUUGACGUGACAAACAUUAGGCUUGGUGAUCAGUCAAUUGACGGUCUACAGCAUUUGAAUUUCAAGUCUAAAGUGUCGGCUGUGCCACAAGUUGACGAAAUGAUGCAGGAACUUGGGAAAAUGGAAAGCAUAGAUGGUUCUAAAAUUAGAGAACCUCUUAAAGCUCUUCUACCCGCAUUAGCCAAAAUAGCUCAUGCCGUCGCUACGCACUCCGAUGAAGUCGUCCGGACGGUCACGACGGCAUUUCAGAAGAAGGUGGAGGCUGAGAUUCAGAGCGUGGCUACGGCUAUACACGGAAACGUGGAGCAGAUCCAUGCUGUUCUAAAACAGCAAAGCGAGUCUCCUGUAAGUAUCAAUGCGAACGGCCUCGGCAAUGUCGAUGUCUCCGGCCUCGAGUGGCUGGUGACUGAGUUCCAAACCAAGAUUAACCAGAAGAUUAUAGACAUCGAAAGGAGUGUCGGAAAGGAGAAUGACGAGAAAGAAGGUGACAGUAUUUACUCAAAAUUGCAGCAGCUUAAAGCGGACGUCACUGAGCUUGGUACAAAAGUUGAGGAAGUUAAAAAGCACGUCGAAACGGUAAGUGAUGAGCUAUUUGGUUGCGUUAAACAGGCUCAGAGUCUGCUUACUGAAGCUCCCAAGGAAUGCGGAAGAAUUAUGAACUCAUUGCGUGACGACGUCAAUGAGCAGAUUACUAGGGGGUUCGAAAACCUUCAAAAACGAACUAGGGAACUAUACGCAGAACGCAAGACCAAGGAGGUAAAGGAGUUACAGGCAAUUGUCGAUGCGCAGCUUGAGAAUAUCACGAAGACAAUUAAUGACGAUUCAGUGACCGGCGUAAAGGGUUUUAUGCAAAAGGUCUACGGCGGGAAGUACUCACCUUCGCUGACAACUGAGACUACGUUGCUUGAGAAACUUAAAGAAGAAGCAAAUUUGAAAAGCGCAGAUAAAUUGGCAGCGGCAUCCAAAAAUUAUUUAGAUACCAUUGCCGUUUACGUGUGGAGAGAAAUUGAUAGAACGUUCGACUCUCAGGGUUCACCUAAGCACACAUAUCUUGGUAAAAUUCAGAAACUGAAAGGCGCCCUCGACUUUUUACUUAAGUAUAUUUGCAACACUGACAAUAUGUACAACUUUGAUCACGAAUUUCUUAAAUUGCUUGACUCACUCAUUAAUUCACUUAACUCAUUCAAUCCUGCACAAUUCGGCGCCACGUCCUGUCCUACCCUCGACGCCCUGAAGCAGGGGAUGCUGUCCUUUACUGAAGAGUUAGAUAAGGCGUAUGUUAAUGAGUACUCCGGCCGAAAAUGGGAAGAAAACCAUGAAACAAAAUACGCCAGAAUAUGCUUCAGCAUUAUUCCUUGUAUGUUCACCACUUUAGGCAAACUUAACAGACAACUUAAUGAUACGAAAAAUAAGUGGACAACACAUUUGAUGUAUAAUCGUGAUCCUAACAUUAGCCUAUAUAAUCUCUUCUUCCGCAGACAUGGUUACGACGUUGGCCGUAGUCCAGACACUGAGCGUGGAGAAUUGAAUCACAAGGAGGGCUUCAAUGCUGAAAAGAUUGUUGGCCUAUUCAAGUCAGAUAAACAGACUAAGUGUGACAUUCUCUCCUCUCUGUUCCAGCACUUCUCUCACAUAUCCUCAUAUCAAAAGGUUUGCCACCUGAAGCAGAUAAAAGGUGCCAAUCACCCGUGUAGCAUUUUCGAUAUGCUUUGUUGGUUGGGUGGCCUGGAAUACAACUCUGCCUAUGGGUCACUUAUGAAGCAGUGUGAAACGUUGCGUAAUGAUGAAAAAGAUAUAUUGCUCAAAACAAAACUAUCGGAAGUUUUAUCUAUUCAUCUGCCUCGCGUAUCCUUGUAUUCACAGACACUGCUAACCACGAUAGCAGGCACGGGCGAUGCGGCAACGUAUUACGCCUGCCAAUAUCAAGACAACUCUCUCAAAUUGUAUUAUCCUUCUAGAGGAACCGAGUGCCUUGACAUGCUUUUCGACAUCCUUCGCAGAGUAUUCCCAGUACUGCAAUUCCUCUUCAGCCAAUGCAGUCUGACCACUAAGCACAGUGGCUGGGCAGACUGCCUCUACGGCAGGGAUGUGUUGACAGCCAAAUCGCAGUGUAAUAAUGAUUCAAAUAGCAAACCAAAAGACCAACCAAAUAGUCAACCAACCGACCAACCAAAUUGCCAACCAACCUCACCACUUAUGAGCUACCUAAACGAUUGCUUACCUGGUCACCUUCCACAUCAACUUACAUCUGUCGGUUGUAAAUCCGUAUGCAGCACAUGCUCUAAGGGGCAGCCCGGAAUGCCAUGCUUAACACCUCUUGGCUUCAGAGGCUUCUCUGGUUCCAUCAAAACAGGCGCCGACUUGUGUUCUGUGCUCCGCAAUAUAUGUGAUAACAACAGCGUUCUCACCGCACUCUACUAUUCACUAACAUGUUACCUUGCUCGUCCUCCACAGACGUUUCCCGACGUACUAUCUUUCUACUGUCAACUCACGCAUUCGUGGAGGUGGAUGCCUGAUCGGCAAGCUGAGUUUGAUGUCAAAAGCAUACAGAGACACAUUUGCGACAAAAUCAUGGAAAUAGUCUCUUGUAACUAUGAUGAUGCGAAGAAUCUUCUUAGACCCUGCCGAGAAUUUUAUCAUUCCACGGCUCAUGACAAUCAUAACAUGAAUGAUAACCUCGACCUCAAAUAUCUGAUUGGUUGUAAAAAUGACCAAUGUGGGCAUUAUAUCAAAAUGCUUAACCGCCCUGCAUAUUCCAUUUUCUCACCGAAACACGCCGAUAAGUAUCUGUCGUGGUUGUCAUACAUAUGCCCUAGUAUCGUCACAUUCUUUAAAAGCUUGAGAGAGGCCUAUUGUGAUAUUUCGUGUUACGAUACCGGAUGCAGAGGAUGCCUGAAUGAUACCUCCUGUAGGCGGGGCAAACACGGCUGUAAACCAUGUGGAUGCAAGUCAAUGGUGCAAUGUAGAGGAGUGUUGUCCGUAUUCUAUCAAUAUGGUUUAACAUUUAGUGACGCCUCUGACAAAAGCAGGAAACAAUGCUUUUAUUUCUGUGAAACCGUUAAUCACAUAUUGAAAUCCACGUUUCUCAAAAACUUUUUGAGUGCCAUCGACACAUUUAUGUUCACCAUACGCGCGCCAUUCAUCUGGACAUUGCUAGCCCUCUGGUCGCUGUCGCUCCUGUACCUGCUGCACAUCGCCGUCGUCCGCCUGGACGUCCUGAGGAUACGCUCCCACCUGCGCUCGCCCUCAAGCCACCGCAUCGCCGCCCAGUCCCUCCUCGCCGUUGCAAGGGUUGGGAAAAUUGCCAACGUCAAGUACUUCUCACCAUAA
Babesia ovata is the source of this 4425-nucleotide messenger RNA. RefSeq lists its product as uncharacterized. Bases 1 to 4425 code for a protein of 1474 amino acids. The record is from RefSeq and is a predicted model, not a curated record. The transcript has 2 exons. NCBI's taxonomy places the organism in Eukaryota, Apicomplexa, Aconoidasida, Piroplasmida, Babesiidae.